ACCGCCGCCGCCGGAGAAACGAAUAACAAGAUGAGGCUAUUAACCCACAACAUGCUCUCCUCAAACAUCAAGGGAGUAAUCAAUGGCUUCCCUCUCCUAAUCGAAGCAGAAAGAGUCGUCGAGAAGCAAGUCGAUUUCAAUCUUGAUUUCCUCAAGAAUAUGUUCUCCAAGAUCGAUUGGAAAGCCCUAGCCGACGCUUCAAAGACCAUGGGAUACGAUGAACUCCCUGACGAAGUCCCCGAUCCUUCGGUGCUCGAUUCUCAGGAGUUCUUGCAGAAGUUCCACCAUGCACUCCUAGAGCUUCACCUCGAGGAAGGCGCGCUCGUUUACCCGGAGACUGGUCGAAGGUUCCCUGUUAAUAAGGGAAUACCUAAUAUGUUCCUCCAUGAAGAUGAGGUCUGA
Cynara cardunculus var. scolymus (artichoke) is the source of this 402-nucleotide messenger RNA. Its product is annotated as multifunctional methyltransferase subunit TRM112 homolog A-like. Gene Ontology annotation, molecular function: protein heterodimerization activity. Gene Ontology annotation, biological process: peptidyl-glutamine methylation; rRNA (guanine-N7)-methylation; tRNA methylation. NCBI's taxonomy places the organism in Eukaryota, Viridiplantae, Streptophyta, Magnoliopsida, Asterales, Asteraceae. The transcript has a single exon. The coding region runs from base 31 to 402 and encodes 123 amino acids. The record is from RefSeq and is a predicted model, not a curated record.